Messenger RNA from Zootermopsis nevadensis, 2081 nucleotides. Its product is annotated as tRNA (guanine(27)-N(2))-dimethyltransferase. Gene Ontology annotation, cellular component: nucleus. NCBI's taxonomy places the organism in Eukaryota, Metazoa, Arthropoda, Insecta, Blattodea, Termopsidae. Gene Ontology annotation, biological process: tRNA N2-guanine methylation. The record is from RefSeq and is a predicted model, not a curated record. Gene Ontology annotation, molecular function: tRNA (guanine) methyltransferase activity; RNA binding.
CUACGGCGCAACAACAUAAGAGACAGUCAUCUUCAGACUCACCGCCGUAGUUCCGAAAGCGAGAGGGGUAUUUGGCGACUAGCGACAUCUUUCGCGUAUUGUGUGAACUUCAUGCAUCCUUCUUUCACGUAACUCUAGACAUAUAUGCAUAGGUGUCGGAGUGUUCGGUGCCCCUUCGUCUUAUAAAAGAUGUAGUAUGCUACAAGACCAACCCUCUUUAUUUUCAUGUGGCUGAGCCCGUGGUGUUUUACCUUCAAGUAAUGGAGAGUAAUCCUGAAGAAACAAAUAAAACACCUGUCACAGAAUAUGAUGUAAAACUUUUCAUAGACAAUUAUGGUGCAUCUUCCAAGAAGUCUGAAGUAUUAUACAACAAAACAACUGCAUUGAAUAGGGCGUUAAUCAGCACAGCCCUUGCUGUAUAUGCGAAGAGUGGAAAAUCUUGUUUUAAACCUGUACGGUGCCUAGAUGGCAUUGGUGCCUCAGGUAUUAUGGGGCUUCUCUGGAAGAAGCACAUUCUUGAUAAUAUAGGUGUUACGAUCAAUGAUUCAAGAACUAAAGCUUGUGAAAGGAUUAAAGAGAAUGCACAGCUGAAUGAUUUGAAUGUUAAAGUUCUAAAUAGAGAUACAUGCGCUUUACUUCAUGAACAAACCUACAAUUUUAUCUCCUUAAACUGCCACACAGUUGCUGCAUGUUAUUUGGACUCCGCGUUUCGAAACCUCCCCAAGGAUGGGAUACUGGCAAUAACUACCACUGAUGAUGCUGCACUCCAUGCCAUAACACCUGAAAUUGCAUUAAGAAACUAUGCUGGUUUUGUUACAAGAACACUCUACAAAAAAGAACUUGCAGUUCGAUUGUUUUUGGCAGCAGUAGCCAGGGCUGCAGCUCGAUAUAACAAGGGUGUCCAUGUGCUGUGUUCUGUAGCAUUCAAAUCAUCAUUCACAGUUUUAUUGACUGUUAAGCGUGGUCCAACACAUGCCAAUAAGAGCAUAAGAAAUAUCAGGAAACUCAUCCAUUGCAGUAUGUGUGAGGACAGAACUUUCUAUCCCCUAACCAACUAUCCCAUUGAGUCACCAUCAUCCUUGCUUGGAUGCGACUGUUCAAGUAAUUUGCCGGGCAAAGUCGUGCUAGAGCUAGGGCCAGUAUGGUCUGGAAGUAUUUUUAAUGAGGAGUUUCUAGUUGCUAUGUAUCAUCACAGCUGCAAGUUUCCCUGGAAAGUAAAAGCCAGUGUUCUGUUAGGGCAGUUAGUGGCUGAAGCAAGAUGUAGCAUUACGAAUGAAAACAAUUUACCACAACCACAAGGAAACAACUUUGUUGUCAAACGUGAACAUGAAACAGAAGAAGAAAAUUCAGUAAAGAGACUGAAAGUACAUAAUGAUGUGCCAUCAGAUAGGGAAAUUCUCAAUUCUGGAAAAUUGAUUUCCGUUUCUACUAUUAAAAGUGAAAAUAUGAAUCCAGUAAUUACUUUGGAUUCUGAUAAGGAUUCAGCUCCACCAUUCUAUUUCAACUUGCAUCGUCAUAGUCUUAAAGGACCACAAUUGUUACGAGUUGAUAUUGUAAUUCAGUUCUUACGAAGAGCUGGGUAUAGAGCAAGUCGAACUCAUUUUGACAGAGAAGCAGUUAGGACAAAUGCAAAUCUAUCAGAUCUCACUAAAAUUCUGACACAGGCUGCAAAUAUGAAUACCCAGUAAAUCUCAAAACACUUCAUUAUAUUAAGAAAUUUGUUUUGUUAGAUGAAACAAAAUAAAGGCAUUUUUUUCAUUUACUGCAAAUAUGUGCAGUUUGGUUACACAAAAUUAUUCUUGGGAGAUAAUGCACAAAGUGCAAAAGUGAAGAUUUAUUUUAAAACGAAUAGAAAUACUCAGUAUGACAAUGAACUGCAAGUACAUAGAAAGUGUACUGAUUUAUUAAUUUUGAGACUGCAGAUAAAGUGCAUUUAUUUUCAGUGUAAUAGGUUACUACACAGAAAAGUAUUCAAAUAAUUAUUCAUAAAUAUCACCAUUAUGAACCACAUAAAGAAUUUUAUUUUUGUCCCAUGUGGGAAUUAGACAAUGUGAGAAGGACAAACAAUUUCUCUUAUUGAA